Molecule: messenger RNA, 879 nt
Organism: Peniophora sp. CBMAI 1063
Lineage: Eukaryota; Fungi; Basidiomycota; Agaricomycetes; Russulales; Peniophoraceae
Source: the annotation of a GenBank genome assembly
AUGGAAGAAACAUCAUAUGCACAUCUAUUACCUCCAAAUUGGAAAACGCAAGUAGCGGCUUGGCUAGCGGAAGAUACACCUUCGUUCGACUACGGGGGCUUCGUUGUCGGCGAGGCGCAUCGCGAAGCAUACCUCCUCGGCAAGGGCUCUCAACGCGCUGUACUCGCAGGCGCCCCCUUUGUUGAUGAGAUCUUCCGUGAACUUGGUUGCGAAGUCGAAUGGCAUCUGAGGGAGGGUGCCGAAUUUGACCCUGUCUUCCGUGUCGCCACAGUGAGCGGGCCCGCGCGGCAAUUAUUGCUUGGAGAGCGCGUGGCGCUGAAUCUGCUUGCGAGGUGUAGCGGGAUUGCAACAAUGUCCAAACGGGUCAAAGAUCUCGCGACUGGCUAUGGCUUCAAAGGUGUCAUUGCUGGUACACGCAAGACGACACCAGGAUUUCGACUUGUUGAAAAGUACGGUAUGAUCGUCGGAGGAAUAGACCCCCAUAGGCACGACCUCUCGAGCAUGAUCAUGCUCAAGGAUAACCAUAUCUGGUCUUCUGGUUCCAUCACCUCGGCCAUCCAACGAGCUCGCACAGUGGGCGGAUUCUCGCUCCUUCUAGAUGUUGAGGUACGCUCCGAGGCAGAGGCGGACGAAGCCAUCGUCGCAGGUGCGGAUGUCAUCAUGCUGGAUAAUAUUGAAGGCGCCGAGCUGGUUUCCGUCGCCCGCCGACUGCGCGAACGACACGCAGGCAAGCGCUUCUUGCUCGAGACGAGCGGCGGAAUUACAGAAGGGAACUUGCAAGAGCGCGCAAUCAACGAUAUCGAUAUCCUCAGCACAAGCGUGGUGCACCAAUCCGUUCAGCACAUUGACUUCAGCCUGAAAAUUCAAAUGUCCAAGUAG